AUGGGAGCUUUCAUUACUAAUAAUGACCUGCAUGAGAAUGGUUUCAUUGGUCUAAGGUAUACAUGGUGUAACAAUAAAUCUGGAGGUGCUCGGAUUCUGGAGAGACUUGACAAGUGUUUUAUUAAUUCUAUUGCUUUGAAUUAUUUUUCUCAAUUAACUGUGAGACACCUAGCUAGAAUUGCAUCAGAUCAUAGUCCAUUGGUACUCAAUUUUUGUAAUUCUAGAAACUUUCAUAAGAGGAGAAUUAUUUUUGAGGAUGUGUGGGCCUCAUAUCCAGCUUCAUUUGCUGUGGUUAAGAGGGAAUGGAGUAAGAAAUUCAGUGGAAAUUCUGCUCAAAUUUUGAAUGCCAAGUGCAAAAGAACUCUCAAAUCCUUGCUCUUUUGGAGCAAGGCAAAGCUGAAGAACCUUAAUGAUCUUAAAUGUAGUCUAAUGGAAGAAAUUCUGAAGCUACAAACUGAUGAAGCAGAAGUUGGAUGGCUUUCUGAAGAAGAUUGUUGGAGAAUGAAAUCCAAAAUUAUUGAACUUAAUACUACUAUGGCUCGGUUGUGCAGUUGGUGGAAACAAAGAGCUAAAGUCAAAUGGAUGAAUGAGGGAGAUCAUAAUUUCAAAUUCAAUCACUCAUAUGCUAAUGCUAGUAAGAUUGGCAACAUAAUUUUGAAAUUAAAAAAUGAAGAUGGGUUGGUUGUGGAGGAACAAAGCCAUAUUGAAGAUAUCUUCAUACAGUUUUUUAAUUCUAAAUGGAAAUAG
This is a messenger RNA of Dendrobium catenatum, 747 nucleotides long. RefSeq lists its product as uncharacterized. The coding region runs from base 1 to 747 and encodes 248 amino acids. Lineage: Eukaryota; Viridiplantae; Streptophyta; Magnoliopsida; Asparagales; Orchidaceae. The transcript has a single exon. The record is from RefSeq and is a predicted model, not a curated record.